AUGGCUUUCAUUGGCCUUUUCGAAAUCUUCCUGGCAGUCAUUUGCUUCUUCUUCUUCAUUCUUUACUACUUCAUCACAAACAACAACGGGUUGCCUAAGAAUUUUCCAAUAGUUGGAAUGUUGCCAGCGCUUUUGCUUAACGUUCACAGGAUUCACGAUUGGCUCACAGAACUAAUGCAGAAAAGCCAGUGCACUUUUCUCUUCAAAGGGCCUUGGUUCGCUAACAUGGACAUUCUAGCCACAGUUGAUCCAGCUAAUGUACACUAUAUAAUGAGCUCAAACUUCUCAAACUUCCCAAAAGGAGAUGAGUUCCGGGAAAUAUUUGAUAUUUUGGGAGACGGGAUUUUUAAUGUAGACUCAGAUUUGUGGAGAAGCCAAAGAAAAGCUGCUCAAGUUUUGAUGAAUCAUCAGAGGUUUCAGAAAUUUUUGGUGAAGACCAGCUUGGAAAAAAUAGAGAAAGGGCUCAUCCCAAUGCUGGACAAUGUAUCCAAGCAAUGCAAACCAGUUGACUUGCAGGAUUUGUUCCAGAGGUUUGCGUUUGAUUCUACUUGCAUAUUGGUUUCAGGAAACGAUCCAGGCUGUCUGUCCAGUGAAUUCCCGGAAGUUCCAUUUGCAAAGGCCGUGGAAGAAGCUGAGGAAUCGAUAUUUUACAGACAUGCUGUCCCAGAAAGAGUCUGGAAGCUACAAAGAUGGCUAGGCAUUGGAGAAGAACAAAAAUUGAAAAAAUCCAAGGAAGUUAUAGACCGUACAAUUCUUGAAUAUAUACAAAAGAAAAGAGCGGAGCUGAGCGAAGGCUUUACAAUGAAAGAAGAAAAAGAAGAGGGUGUGGAUCUAUUAACAUCAUACAUAAAUGAAGAUUACAAUUUCGGAGUCAAAUCUGAUGACAAAUUCCUGAGAGAUACCGCUUUUACUUUCUUGGUUGCGGGGCGGGACACAGUAAGUUCUGCUCUCACUUGGUUCUUUUGGCUUGUUUCCAGGAAUCCACAAGUGGAAACCAAGAUCAGAGAAGAGCUCAAGCUGGUAAUCCCGGAGGACAAAAUGGCGGAAAAAUGGUGGAGAUUUGACAUCAACGAGCUAAAGAAUAAACUUGUUUAUCUUAAUGGGGCGUUAUGUGAAGCAAUGAGGCUUUACCCACCCGUUCCUUUCCAGCACAAGGCGCCAUUAGCAGCGGACAUUCUUCCGAGUGGGCAUCGCGCUGUUCCAAAGACGAAGAUCUUGUUUUCCAUGUAUGCAAUGGGAAGAAUGGAAUCGAUAUGGGGAGAGGAUUGCUUGGAGUUCAAGCCUGAGAGAUGGAUUACAGAGAAAGGAGGGAUCAAACAUGAGCCUUCUUACAAGUUCUUUGUUUUCAAUUCGGGACCAAGAACCUGUCUGGGAAAAGAAGUUGCUUUCACUCAGAUGAAGGCGGUAGCAGCCACCAUAAUUCAUAACUACAAUGUUGAAGUAGUGGAAGGACAAUGUUUUGAUCCAAACAUAUCUGUUGUUCUUCAAAUGAAAUCUGGUUUAAGGAUGCGAAUAUUCAACAGAUGGGAUGAUGAUCAAUAG
This is a messenger RNA of Pistacia vera, 1542 nucleotides long. RefSeq names its product alkane hydroxylase MAH1-like. Lineage: Eukaryota; Viridiplantae; Streptophyta; Magnoliopsida; Sapindales; Anacardiaceae. The transcript has a single exon. The record is from RefSeq and is a predicted model, not a curated record. Gene Ontology annotation, molecular function: iron ion binding; monooxygenase activity; oxidoreductase activity, acting on paired donors, with incorporation or reduction of molecular oxygen. Bases 1 to 1542 code for a protein of 513 amino acids.